CGCUGCGCAGAACCUGUCAGUCCAUCGCCAAUUCCGCGCAUCGCCAAGCCAUGUGCCCUCGACGGCCUGCAUGCGUUCCUCUUGGCUACCCCAUCUUUUCCAGAGCAGCUCAACGGUCACCUGGAGGACGCCAAUAUGAUGCUCGAAGGAGUGACGCUGUGUGGUGACGAGAUCCCUACCGUUCUUGCCCCGGUGCCCUUUGACCUCGAUGUGAUGGACGGCUUCGACAUCCUGUUUCCACAGCCCGUCCCCACCGUCAUGGAAGUCGAUGUCUGCCCUGUCGCCGAGGCCAUUCCGCAGCCGUCUCCUUACAGAACUAUGGAUACCAAGAACACGGUAUUGGAAGGGCCUCUGCGUGCCGCGAUUGACUGUUGGAACGACAUCUUUGACGGACGUGAUGGAGGGAUGUCUCCUUGUCGGGAAUGUGUGGACGUGAAGGCGAUCACAAGCGCACUGGAGGCGCUAGUAAUCUCUGAGGCAGUGAUGGAUGUUGACGAGGUGCUGAAAGAUGAUCCUGUCGACGUGGACAUGGACGUGCCUCUGGGAGCGAUGCUGACUGUCGACAUUCUCGUAGCGCCAAUCGUCGACGUCGCCAUGGAUGCUCCUGCUGUUCUCCACGACGUGAUGGUUGGCCCUCGUACUCCUGUCCUUCCGGGUUGUGGUCCGCAAGCGCACGCAGGUCAGAUCCAAGUUGUGCCUCCGUUACCUCCAUGGUGUCUUCCCCCUUUUCUGCCGCCAUGCGAUCCGCCUGCUGGAAGUAGUCUGGCAUCGUCGCAACCACCGACGCCGCCUCCGCCUCCAUGGCAAGCAGUGACUGAAGAGCCAGAAGAGCCAGACUGGAAAGAACUGUUUGGCGAUGAUGCUGGCGAGGACCGAUCGUCUGAAGCUAAUGUACCGGAGAAGCCCGCUGCUGCUGCUGACGAUGACGAUCUGGAGUCGCUCUUCGGGCCUGACCCUGACGACUAG
Messenger RNA from Postia placenta MAD-698-R-SB12, 966 nucleotides. RefSeq lists its product as hypothetical. The record is from RefSeq and is a predicted model, not a curated record. NCBI's taxonomy places the organism in Eukaryota, Fungi, Basidiomycota, Agaricomycetes, Polyporales, Adustoporiaceae. The transcript is spliced from 2 exons. The annotation marks the transcript as partial.